UUUGAUUUUUUUUUUUCAGUACAAGGAAAACAGCCAAACUUCAUACAAAAGUUUGGACAUAGAACUCUGCAGGAAGGAGACGAUUUAAUCUUGCAUUGCACUAUACAUGGAAAGCCCAAACCACAUGUCUGCUGGACAAAGGAUGACAUCCAAGUGGUAUCUGGAGAUAUCAGUACUGAGAAAUUAGGAGAUACCUAUUACCUUUUAAAAAGAAAUGUAGUCCUUGCUGAUACUGGGAAAUAUAUCUGUGUUGCCAGCAAUGAAAUUGGAAAGGCCCACUGUUCUGCUUUCGUGACGGUGAUAGAGAAAAAUAAACCCCCCAACACUUCCAGUGUAACUCAGGCUAAACCAGAAUGUGAAGAUGGAUACUUUUCAGAAGAAGUGAAUGUCACCACAGCGGAGCUAGUACAAGCCCAGGACACACCAUGUGGGAGAGAAGAAAGGCCAGUGGCUAAAUGUACUCCAGUAAGGUUUAAAGAGAAACUUUGGUUUCAAGGAGUGCAUCUUGAACUUGACAGACCAUAAGAGAUUAACUUCAAUUUGAGGCAUGAUCCCAUUCUUCUGCCUGAUGCAGUGGAACAGAAGAUGGACUGAACUGCAAGAUGCCUGAUUCCUGAGCAUGUUUGUGGUGUUUGCUGUGUCCAUUAGUAGAGAUUGGCCAUGGGUGAGGAACAGAUGAAUUUUGGGUGCUAUCCAAGAUAUAUCUACAUUUUUAUUUUGUUUCUUUACAAAUAAAUCAUUAUUAAAAUUCA
Taeniopygia guttata (zebra finch) is the source of this 752-nucleotide messenger RNA. NCBI's taxonomy places the organism in Eukaryota, Metazoa, Chordata, Aves, Passeriformes, Estrildidae. The record is from RefSeq and is a predicted model, not a curated record.